Lineus longissimus is the source of this 2015-nucleotide messenger RNA. Its product is annotated as sialin-like. Gene Ontology annotation, biological process: transmembrane transport; monoatomic anion transport. The record is from RefSeq and is a predicted model, not a curated record. The transcript is spliced from 10 exons. NCBI's taxonomy places the organism in Eukaryota, Metazoa, Nemertea, Pilidiophora, Heteronemertea, Lineidae. Gene Ontology annotation, molecular function: transmembrane transporter activity. Gene Ontology annotation, cellular component: membrane. The coding region runs from base 173 to 1693 and encodes 506 amino acids.
UAGUGCAUGGAAGCCACUAGGAAAUGCACUAUCCUAUGGUUGUGGAAUUCUAUAUCAUAAUUACUGGUACAUGACUUAGCUAGCAUGUGACUCGCAAUGAACGCUGCGUCAGUGAAGGUGGAAAGGGUUGUUUAUCGUUUCUUCAUUUGGACCUCUGUCACCUGACGUCAACAUGGCUCAAGAGCAGACGACAGAACUUGCUCAAAAAGGUUUCGGCUGGCGCCAUGUCCUGGUCCUCAUGGCGUUCUUCGGGACUGUCAAUCUCUACACCAUCAGGUUUGGUAUAAGUGUUGCCCUGGUGGCCAUGGUCAACCAAACUGCAGUCCUGGUUCCGAGCGGGAUCAAUGGCUCCGAGGAAUGCCCUCAGAAUAUUCAAAAUCAGACGAAUUCCACAGCGAAGGAUGGUGAAUUCGUCUGGGACGCCGAAACCCAGGGUAUAAUAAAUGGUGCAUUUUCCUACGGGUACAUCGUCACACAGAUCCCAGGAGGGUGGCUGGCGGACAAGAUCGGCGGGAAACACGUCAUGGGGACUGGGAUCUUUGGCAUGGGCAUACUGACAAUACUCAUCCCGGUGGCGGCAAGACUGAGUCUCUAUGCAUUCAUUGCUCUGAGGGUAGUCCAAGGGCUAGUCGGGGGCGUCAUGUAUCCUUCCCUCUUCUCUCUCCUGGGGAAAUGGUUACCGCCCAUCGAGAACACGCGGUAUACUGGUAUCAUACAGUCAGGGAUGUUCAUGGGGACAGUGAUAUCGAUGGCACUGUCAGGCGUUCUCUGCGAGUCUCUCGGGUGGCCUUCUGUAUUUUACAUAUUUGGUAGCCUGACGUUUAUCUGGUACGCUCUCUGGUUGUUCCUGGUGUACAGUGAGCCCAGUUGCCAUCCAAGGAUCUCAUCUCAAGAGAAAAACUACAUCAUGGCUUCCCUGCAGAUUACAAGUGGAACGAAAAAGGUAGAGCGGCGAACUCCCUGGAAAGCAAUCUUAACCAGCGCACCAGUGUGGGGCAUUGUGAUCGGUAUGACACUGCCAGCCUUACAAUACUUCACCUUGCUAACUAGCCUGCCGCAAUACAUGAAAGAAAUUCUGAGAUUUGACAUCAAUCAGAAUGGUCUGCUCUCUGCCGUACCCUACUUGGCUCUGUGGAUUAUUACAAUCUUUACCGGAUACUCGGCGGAUUUACUGCGGGAGCGAAGGAUUAUGUCCAUUACUGCAGUCAGAAAAUUAUACACCACACUCAGUGUUCUCAUCCCCGGGGCUUUCCUCGUAAGCGUCGGCUUCGUUGGCUGUGACCAGACUCUAGCCGUGGUCCUCCUCACCCUGUCCGUAGGGACCAGCGGCUUCACGUACGGAGGAAAGGACAACAACGCCUUGGACAUCGCGCCAUACUUUGCUGGCAGUGUCAUGGGAAUCAUCAACUGUGCGUCGAAUCUUCCGGCAGUUGUUGCGCCGUAUCUCGUUGGGUACAUAACAGAUGAAAAGCAAUCGAUCCACCAGUGGCAACUCGUCUUCUACAUCAACGCGGCGGUGGGUGUGGGCGGAUGGCUAGCGUUCAUGGCCCUGGGGAGUGGGGAACGCCAGGAAUGGGACAGAGAGGUUAUCUCGGUGGAGGAGAGGACAUAUCUUAUACAGGAUAGUGACGAGGAUGAUCGCGACCACAGACGGAAGGACAGUUACGGUCCAGUCAGAAACGAACGCAUUUAGAAACUUUGCUCAGCAACAUUGGGUUGAACACUGAAAUUGGGACCUUUUUAAAAGGUUGUGACGAAGACGAAGAGUUGUUCCAAGACACAUGUUGGUCUCCAGUAUGUUGGUACGUUUGGGUGGCAUUAAAGGUGUAGAGCCCGAAGCCCAGGGGGUUAUGGUUACCUGACGAUAACCGCUGCCGCCAAAACGAGACGCAACGUAUUAUACACUGCAAACAGUUGUAACGUUGUAACGAAGCUGUUUUAGAAUAUUGAUUCGAUGUAAUUUAUGUUUAAUUUUAUCACUUGUAAAUUAUUAUGUUGUGCAAUAAAAUCUUGAC